Messenger RNA from Colletotrichum navitas, 1566 nucleotides. RefSeq lists its product as uncharacterized. Gene Ontology annotation, molecular function: oxidoreductase activity, acting on paired donors, with incorporation or reduction of molecular oxygen; iron ion binding; heme binding. Lineage: Eukaryota; Fungi; Ascomycota; Sordariomycetes; Glomerellales; Glomerellaceae. The transcript has 6 exons. The record is from RefSeq and is a predicted model, not a curated record. The coding region runs from base 1 to 1566 and encodes 521 amino acids.
AUGUCAGAACUCAAUAGCCCUAUGCGUAUAUGUGUUGAAGCCAAAACUGCGACAGCUCUGCGUGACCAUGAGCCCCGAGUUCUCAAAUACACCAAUAAACUCCUAGCCGACAUUGAAGUCAGUGCUGAAACAGAUUUCAACGUGUUUCUUUGGUUCAACUUCUACAAUUUCGAUGUCAUGGGUGAUUUCUACCUUGUUCACAGCUUCUGCAUGCUUGAGGGCGGCGUCGAACACUUCUAUAUGAACGCCCUACACGACAAAAUAAAAACUGUGGAAAGAUUCACAAAUAUAAUUUGCGCGCUGCGACUCUAUCGUAGCAUGUCAAUGUGGAACAUCGGCGUCACCGCUCGUGCCAUGGAGCUCUGGAUCAAUCUCGUUGCCCAACUCGUCCACGGCCUUCUUGAUGUCAAAUGUCGCCAAGAGACUUGCAACGGUGAUGAAGAUGCUCUCUGGCGCGACAGGAAACCACCGCUGGAAGAUAUCGAGGGUGGCUAUUCUUUCGUGAAAAGGAAGGAGUCCACUGUGCAAUUUGUUGUCCAUCAGCUAGAUCCUCGUGGCAACUACCCUUCUCUGGACGACAUUGAGCAGUCUUACUUUUCUGGUCAUAGCCUGCAAGAUAUCAAUCUCUGGAGUGUCCCUGGUUUAACUUGGGGGGAGGAGAGUCCAGAGGCCGACCCAGACAACAGCCCAGUAGUCGCAGCUGAUUUCACUCGUCAGCUUCCUGAAAACUGUCACGCGGUUACACGCUCGACUAAUUUCCCCAUUUGCAACCCCGCGAACGUCGACGUCUCGCGCUUCACCAAGAAUCUGCCAGCAGAUAGCCUCGUCAACAGACCUGCAGUUGCACCAAAGCAUCCUGAUCACAAGAUGCAGCAAGCUGUGCUGUUCCAUUUGCCCAAAAGCAAAGCUGACAAGCUGAAGAAGCUUGCGAUGCCAACAGGUACGGAGGCUCCCUGGAUCUCAACAUACGACGCCAUGUGCGCAUACGUCUGGCGGAUGCUGUCCAAGAUACGCGCUCCUGUCUACAACCCUGAUUCUUCCAGCCCCCUCUGGUGGGGCAAAGCGGUGAACAUGCGACCUCGUUUACACAACCCUGCUGUUCCAGACCGACUCAUGCGUGAUGCUGUUGCAGGCGCAUUUUCCGACACCGCGCCAGUGCCGCCUCUUCCGCCUGGAGAGGUCAUCUCUGACGCACCGCUUUCGAAGCUGGCAAGCUAUAUCCGAGCGUUAACGGAAAGCUGCACUGAAGAGCAUGUGGAACGCCUGAUCGAUUUCAUAGCGCCCAUUAGAGAUAAGCGAACAAUCAGCUUGCGUGUUGAUUCGCACCCGCCAAUGAGCAUGUUCUUUACCGACCACCGCUCUGCUGAUGUCAGUAGCUUCGACUUUGGAUUCGCGAAACCAAUCACAUAUCGACACAUGUGGGAAGACCUGCUUACGGCAGGCGUGGUCCUGAUCUAUGCGCCUGUACAGUCGUCCGGAAACUUUUGCGAUCGCCAUGGAGAAAGACCUGGUUCCAAAGUAGAGAUUGUUGGUACCUCUGGCAUAGGCAAAACGCCAUAUGAAUAG